CUGAAGAUUGAUUGAACACAACUUUAUUUGCAUUAACGAACAGUUAACAUGGUCCAUUCGUCCGUGUACCAUAUACUGGGUUCUGGACCUCACACCCCACUCAACAGUCUUCAACAACAAAGACAGCGACAGAUCGAGUCCCUGAAAGCUGCUCAUCCCAGCAUUGCAGAAAUCCAGAAAGAUGUGGAAUACAGAAUCCCGUUUACCGUCAACAACUCAACCAUCACUGUUAACAUUCUUCUGCCGCCUCAGUUCCCUCAGGAGAAGCCAGUGGUUAGCGUCUACCCUCCUGUGGGUCAUCACCUUGUCGACAGCAAUAAUGGCACUGUGAUCACGAGCCCCCUCAUCACUAAUUUUGGGAUGCAUUCAGACCUGGGUAAGGUCAUUCAGAGUUUGCUGGAUGAGUUCUGGAAGAGUCCUCCUGCCCUGAUGUACACUGGCCCGCCUGGCUUUCCAUACAGUAUGUACAAGCCAUCGGGCAUCCCUCCUUACCCGACUCAGGGUUACCACUAUGGUCCCCGCCAUGUUGGGCAAAGUCACACACCGCCCCUAGCACCGGCUUCAUCUGGAGUCGGACCAGUGCUUCAUCCCGGAGUUGAUGCUGCCCAUGGCUCCCCUCGAGGUCCAGCCCCUUAUGGUCUCAUUACUGAACUACCAUUGCCUGUACCUGUUGGAGACAUACAGGCUGGGCUGAAUGGACAUAUGUACCAGAUGCCUGAGAUUCCCGAGUCUUUUCCUGAACUCUGUGACUUGAAUCUGACUCAACUAUCCGACAUGUCAGAAAAUGAGGAUGUUUUACUGAGAUUCUUCGUGACGCUGCCACAGUUCAAGCAAAUCACAAGUGAUAAAGAGGAGCUAGUCACGAACAUUGUGGAUAUGGCAAAGCGAAACCUUCAGAUGGAACCACAACUGGAAGGGAAAAGACAAGAAAUUAUCUACAAGUUUGAACAGUUGACUCAACUGAAGUCUGCCUUUGAGACAAAGAUGCAGAAACAACAUGAUCUCAGUGAGAGCUGUAGUCUAAGUACUCUGCAAGCUCGGUUAAAGGUCGCAGCACAUCAAGCUGAGGAGGACUCUGAAGAGACCGCUGAAAACUUCUUAGAGGGCCGCACUGACAUAGAUGAAUUCCUGACCAACUUCAUGGAAAAGAGAACGCUUUGCCACAGCAGAAGGGCGAAAGAGGAGAAGUUGCAACAGUCUAUCCACACACAUGAACAGUUUCCUACCACCCACUAGAACAUAAGGAUUGUUGUUCUCUCAGCAAACUGCUGCCAACCAAAACAAUGAAGACAUUAGAUGAGCAUGCCGAGUCAACAUUGGGCACUUUGGAGGACAAAAUCUAGUAAUCAUAGAAGCCCUUUUUCUGACAUCCAAGCUCUAAAACUAAUGUCUGGUAAUGUGAAAGAAGGUCGUAGACUUAAGAGUCAUCACAGAAGCAUUGAAGUGGUACAUGCUUUGAGGUUUCAGACAUAUUCCUGAGGUUAAUCAUGUUUUGAGUACUUAUGAUUUGCACAUGAUGUACAGUUUUGAUUCUCCAGGAAAAAAUAUUAAUCUAAUGAUGAGUGUGCUUUACCGGGAUGUGGGGGGGUGUAACGUUUGGAAGAAAGCACAUAGCAUUUGACAGUAUUAUGUUCCCUUGAACUUGUUUUCAAUUCAACAAUACCGUGACCCUUGUUAAAAAUAGAGAUCCAUGACCACUUUUUUAAUAAUUUUCUGAGGAAAAAAAGGCUCCAUUUGUAAUAACAUUGUGAUUAUGUCCAUUUAACCCUUGUUGACUUAGAUUUGACACACCUGUUGACAUUUGCUCUCAUUAUUUUAAUUCCCCCUCUCAGAUUGAGUUGAUUAAAUUAGGGAUUUAACACAGACAGACAAGGUCAAGAACCAUGUAGUCAUAUUUUCAGGAAUUGAAAUUAUAUAAACAGAAAGACAAACCAUGCCCUGCGAUUGGCUGUCAACCACUCCAGGUAGUACCCUGCCUCUCGCCCAAUCAACUGUGAUAGGCUCCAGGUUGCCAGCAGCGCUCAUUAAGAUAAGCGCGAUUGAAAAUGGAUGGACAGAUGGAAAGGCAGACCAAAUAAUCACUGUUCCCCAUCCAUCCAUUUUCUGUACCGCUUCUCCUCACUAGGGUCGAGGGCGUGCUGGAGCCCAUCCCAGCUAUCAUCGGGCAGGAGGCGGGGUACACCUUGAACUGGUUGCCAGCCAAUCGCAUGGCACAUAGAAACAAACAACCAGUCGCACUCACAUUCACACCUAUGGGCAAUUUAGAGUCUUCAAUUAACCUAGUUUGCAUUUUUUUGGGAUGUGGGAGGAAACCGGAGUGCCCGGAGAAAACCCACGCAGGCACGGGGAGAACAUGCAAACUCCACACAGGCGGGGCUGGGGAUUGAACCCCAGUUUUCAGAACUGUGAGGCGGACGCUCUAACCAGUCACCCACCCUGCCGCCUCACUGUUCCCCACACAUGAAUAAUGUUUUAAAACACUAAGGCCUUACCCUGAUGAGACUGAUUUAUUUAUUGUAUGUGGCUAUUUUAUUUCUACCAGUCAAUGCAAGCAUCGUUCGAGCAGGUGUUGCUGUAUUUCAUACUGCUGAAUGCUGUUGACAAGGAUCGUAUUCAUUGAUGCAGUGAAUCACGUGUUCCCAUGUCCCCUCACAACCCGAAUGCAUGCAUAUUGGGUUUAUUGGUAACUCUAAAGUGUCCUCAAGAUUUGUGUGUUGUGUUUGUGAAAUACGCUUGAUUCACUAGUGUCAACACGAGUCAUACCUACCUUACUGUUCAGCCGUCUCCAUGUUGUACAAAUAUUCAUUGUGCACAUUAUUCAGCCAUUUUGUUUUCUCUGAUUCCUUUGAUGUCAGAGUACUGUAAACCAUAUGAAUAAGUUAAUCAGAAUUUUGCCUUGAAGUGCCACCUUUGUGACUAGUGAAUGGACAUCACUGACCUCCAGUUUUGCCCAUGUUGCCCAGGAUUCACCCCUGGACACUCGGAUGAAACUGAGCUGAGGAUAUGUGGGGUAAUGUUCAGGAUGAUUUGUUUAAAUGCUGCAGCACAAGUCGUUGACAUUGGAAACUGUAUUUAAAUAAUGUUAAUAAUAGACUAUAUUGCGAUCAAAGACUUGGACACCUUGUAUUAUGUUCUUAUUUAAUUUGUUAGGCUAUUAAAGCAUUUACAAUAUA
Messenger RNA from Phycodurus eques (leafy seadragon), 3173 nucleotides. It is a transcript of the gene vps37a, whose product is annotated as VPS37A subunit of ESCRT-I. NCBI's taxonomy places the organism in Eukaryota, Metazoa, Chordata, Actinopteri, Syngnathiformes, Syngnathidae. Gene Ontology annotation, cellular component: ESCRT I complex. The record is from RefSeq and is a predicted model, not a curated record. Gene Ontology annotation, biological process: protein targeting to vacuole; ubiquitin-dependent protein catabolic process via the multivesicular body sorting pathway; protein targeting to membrane. The transcript has 13 exons. The coding region runs from base 49 to 1236 and encodes 395 amino acids.